Lineus longissimus is the source of this 5190-nucleotide messenger RNA. Its product is annotated as Fanconi anemia group J protein homolog. Lineage: Eukaryota; Metazoa; Nemertea; Pilidiophora; Heteronemertea; Lineidae. Gene Ontology annotation, molecular function: ATP binding; hydrolase activity, acting on acid anhydrides, in phosphorus-containing anhydrides; DNA helicase activity. The coding region runs from base 182 to 4753 and encodes 1523 amino acids. Gene Ontology annotation, cellular component: nucleus. Gene Ontology annotation, biological process: nucleotide-excision repair; double-strand break repair involved in meiotic recombination. The record is from RefSeq and is a predicted model, not a curated record. The transcript is spliced from 31 exons.
UUAGCAGUGUCAAUGGCAAGGAUUUUUUCUGCAAAAGCGCCGCCAGUGGCGAAAUUAUGACGUGGCGGCUACUUCGAAAGAAAUUUUUAUAAUUGUAGCAGCAAUGUCAAUGAGAUAAAGCCACUUUAUUUUCCACCAUGCCCAAAACGAGUACAUAUGUGUGCAUUUAACUGUUAAGAAGAUGGAUGCGAAACUACCUAGAACCAUCCCUAUUCAGGGUGUGAAGGUUCAGUUCCCUUUCAAACCAUAUCCCUCGCAGCUCUCCAUGAUGGCGAAGAUCAUCAAGGGAUGUGGGUCUAAACAGAACUGCUUGUUGGAAAGUCCAACUGGAACUGGGAAAAGUUUAGCUCUCCUCUGCUCAGCGCUUGCUUGGCAAACAGAAUUUGUAGAAAAGGCUGAAAGUGGUAUUGGUAAGCCAAGGGAUGAUUGUUGUUGCAAAUGUCAUAUCAAGAAAUGUACUUCUUCGCCACCGGACUCCAAGUCGGGCCUGGACAACUCUAAGUAUUUUCCAGACAAUUCCUCACCAGGGCCAGUAGAUGUGUCUAAGUGUGAAACAUCACUAGAGCUAAAGCCUUCUUCAGAUCAGAGUGAAGGCCAACGUGAUGAAGAUUUCAAGGACCUAGGGAAGAAGUUUAGGACACCAGUGGGGUCCAUCUCAAAGUCGAAGAAAAGAACACAUACUCCAAUAUCCUAUGAAGUUGACCAACCAGCUGAAUCCAAGAAGAUUUCUCCUCCUCCAUGGAAGAUGGAAGUUACAAGUACACGCGCAAACCUUCCCAGUGGAGCUGACAGCAAGGAUGGCUGUUGUGCAGAUGUGGAUGAAGAAUGCAUGAAGUGUGACUGUGCUGAAAACGCCUCUGAGAAAACCCCUGUCAGGCCUCCUACGAUAUUCUACUGCACGCGUACUCAUCGUCAGAUAAAACAAAUCACUAGAGAGCUGGGAAGGACGGCUUACUGUGGGACAGAAAUGACAAUCUUGUCCAGUCGAGAUCACAGCUGUAUCAAUCGUGAGGUGCUCCAGAUGACCAACAGGAAUGACGGAUGUCGCGAAAAAGUGGAUCUUCGUGGAUGUAAGUUUUAUGAAAAGAGCAAGAACAUAACCCAGAAAGUAAUCGCAACCUCUGGCCUGCGCACUGCCUGGGAUAUUGAGGAUUUCAAAGAUGUUUGUGCCGCACUCAUGUGUUGUCCAUACUUCAGUGCCCGAGAGCUGAAGAACACUGCUCGCCUGGUGUUCUGUCCGUAUAACUAUCUGAUAGAUCCUGUCAUAAGAGAUUCGAUGGAGAUCACCUUAGACAAUCAGAUUGUCAUCUUGGAUGAAGCUCAUAACAUUGAGGACUUUGCACGUAGUGCGGCGAGUGCUGAGUUUACAGAAGACCAGCUGGCAAAGGCAUCUAUUGACUUGUUGGAUAUGGUCAAUGAAAACGUCAAGCCUUUGAACCAUGCAGCCUUGAAAGACAUGGUUGACAAAAUCCAACGUGUUGUGAAGGACAAUGGCCAAUACCUGAAAGGGAAAGGCUUUGAUGAGUGGUCCAAAUUUUGGUCUGGGCCUGAACUGGUGGUGAUGCUGAAUAGAAUGGGACUUGGCAGUGAAAACAUUGAUGCCCUAAGGCGCCAUUUUGUAAUCAUAAAUGAGGAACAAGACCAAGAUGAAGUCCGGAGGAAGAAUGCCAGGGGUCGCAUUGUGAAAUUACCUAAUGCAACUAUGAUGGUGCUCAAGAAUCUGUUUGUGGUGCUGAGGUUUAUCAACAAAGAGGACAAAAAAUACCUGGAUGACUAUAGGCUUGCUAUUGUCAAGAAGAAGGAGUGGCGGAGUGGGCCAACAGAUGGUAGGUGGAUGAGUAAGAAUAAUAGAGGCCUCAACAACCCCCAGCAUGUCUACCCCUGUACAUUGUAUUUCUGGUGCAUGAACCCUGCUGUGGCCUUUUCUGACCUUGAGUCUGUGCGCUGUCUGGUGUUGACAAGUGGCACCCUGUCUCCAUUGAAGUCAUUUGAAUCUGAGCUGGGAAUGCCCUUCCCGAUUCAGCUGGAGGCCAAUCAUGUCAUCAAGCCAAAUCAGGUUCUGGUGGGCACGAUUGGUAAAGGACCAAAGGGAGGGCAAUUGCUGGCUAGCUAUCAGAAGUCGGAGACCUUUGAGUUUCAAGACGAAACUGGAGGAACCAUCCUUCAGAUAUGCAGGACAAUUCCCCAUGGUGUCCUCUGCUUCGUCUCUUCUUACAAAAUGCUGGAGAAACUCAGGAGUAGGUGGCAGGCGACUGGUCUAUGGUCAGACAUCCAGGAUGUCAAGUCAAUCCACUGUGAGCCAAGGAAGUCAGAUGUUGAAGACUUUGAUGAGGUCAUCAAGAACUUUUACACUGCUAUCCAACUAUCAGAACGUGACAGUAGUCAGUAUAAUGGAGCCCUGUUGAUAGCCGUCUGCCGUGGGAAGGUCAGUGAAGGCAUUGACUUCUCGGAUAACAACGCGAGAGCAGUCAUAACUAUCGGUAUCCCUUUCCCAAGUAUAAUGGAUGCACAGGUGGAACUCAAGCGCAAGUAUAACGAUCAGCACAGUCGCCGGAAAGGCUUACUGACGGGCAGUGAAUGGUAUGAGAUACAGGCCUACCGAGCUCUCAAUCAGGCUCUUGGGAGAUGCAUUCGACACAGGAAAGACUGGGGUGCCCUCAUCCUUGUUGAUGAAAGGUUCAGCAAGAAUCCUAAGUAUAUCAAUGGGAUAUCGAAAUGGCUGAGGUCGAAGGUGACUCAUUUCCAGAACUUCCCUGACAUCCGACAAGCCCUGUCCAGUUUUGCUGAGGAAAUGAAGACGACUGAAGACUUGGACAUAACUUCGUCGUCUCCAGUGACUGACGCAAGCAUCAAUGUGUCUCAGAGCUUUGCCAACACACCCGACGUCUCACGUGCCAAGUCCAACUUUUCCUCGCCUGACCUCCGAGUACACAACAGCGCUAAGCCAAAAGAUAUCUACAGUAUAUUCACACCAACUACGACCAAGGUGAAGGUGAGAUCGGCUGGCACAGCUUCUGCACCGGCAAAGAACCUUCGUGCCAAGUUCAACCAGGGGCCACAAGCUUGCAGCACACCCAUGUCUAAACCAACUCAUGCUGAACCAAGCUCUUCGUCUCAACCCUGUGCCUCUCAACUGUCCACUAAUGCCUUCAGCAACUUACCCGCUGAGCUCAUGAAAGCCCUUUCACCAGAACUUCUCGCCCAGUGGAAUCGCUUUUUGACCACCAUUGGUGGUGAGCCAGUGUUUGUCACAAAGAAAAAUGAUCAGGGCAAGGAUUGCUAUAGCCCUGCGAUUUCCAAGGAUGGUAAACUGUUCUUCAUUGCGUUACCUCCUCAGGCAGAACCAGCCAUUGUGAGUGCAUCGUCGGAUGCAACAGUUUCACCAGUGACUGCAAUGAACUCGACAGUUGCGUCUGCAGUCACCUCAGAUACUGUACCAGCCGUGGUUAACCAAGGUGCGAACUCUGAUGGUGUUGAUCAAAUAAAGGACAAGCAUACCACCUGUGGUAAAGAACCAAGUCCCAAUGACAAAGAAGCCCUCAUAGUGUCAGACCAGACCAGUACCGAUGGAAAGAGAUCAGUGCCAAAACGAAAGAAAAGACAAAGAGGUGUCGUAUAUGAAACACCUCCAAAGGGGGAACGUACUGUGGUUGAUCCGACAAGCCCAGCUAGAGGUAUCAAUGCUAAUGUCAAUGAUGGGGGUAAGGACAAAAAAGUGGAGGCCGAAAACCUGGAGGUAAAUGAUAAAAUGGGUACAAGUACACACAUGGAGUCGGGAAAUGAUACGUACGUGCCAUAUUUGUACACUGGGAUUAGCUCAAAAAAGAUAGAGGAUGUUAGUACAGAUAAGCCAGUGUCUGUUCCGGGGAAGAAAAAACUCUUCAAGUUCGUCAAUAUUCCAGACUCGUCUUGUAAGGAAAAACACAAAACAUGUAAACCAGAAACAACUGUAAGUGUGCUUUCGGACAAGGCCUCGGCUGCUAAAGACGUUUCUGGUGUCUCUGAUGGGGAUCGUGGCACGAGUCCUCUCUUGUUUGAUUCAGAAUCAAAUGAUGCCUGGCAAUCAAAGAAUAACGACACAAACCCAGCACUGUCCUCUACAGCUUUAGAAACAGCAAAUGGGAGGACUUGUAUGAACAUUACCGGUACGACCCCUGAUCCUGUUCCUGUGAAUCGAACAAAUACUCGGAUAAGUCGACUUUCCAAAUUCAGGUAUACGAAACAGUCGAGUAGUAUGCUUGAAAAUGAUGAGGAAAAAGCUGAGGAAGAGAGCGAGAUUGUGACGAAGAGAGGUCGUAAAAGACGUGGGUCGUCCACGAACAAGCGAGAGGCAAAGAAACAGAAUAAAGAUCUCCUUGAUCAGGUUGAUAACAUGAAAAAGGAGAAUGACUUGAUGUGUCAACAGUGCAGACAGAUAGUGACGUCUGCUGCGGAAUGUGGUGUUGCCUCCUUUCAAAGAGAGACAAGCCCAUCGUUUAUGUUGAAGAUUGGAAUGAAGUCCAAGGAAUCAUAUGUUUUUGAUAAAACACACAGUUCACUUCUGUUCAAACAGUUGGAGACUCAUCUUGCCAAUUCAGGCCUGUAUAACUGUUACUGGAGUGCAGACGAUGGGUGCUGUGUGCAGUAUAUGGUGUGUAAGAGAUGUAAUCGAGAGAUGACUCUACCCAUUGGUGCUCAAGUCUUGGCUGCAGCUGAUGGGCCAUGCCGGUGUAAAGUUGGGCAGAUUUGGCUGUCCAGUGAGGCCUUCCAUUAGGGCUGAUAGAUGCAUGAUCAAGUGUCGUAUCAACCUUGCAUGAGCUGACUUCAGAUUCUGAAAGAGGAUGUACUGCAUGCUUGUAAAUUGGCUUCAGAUGAACUGAUAUUUCUUGUAGUUUCUUGUGGGACACCAGUCUUUGAUGGAUAUCCAACUUGGACUUGGCCAGAACUGGAUUACUCCUUGUUUUGAUUGAUUUGAGCAUGUUUAAACAUUCCUCAAACCUUGUAAAGUAGCUUGUGCUAUGACCGAUAGGAAAAUACAUGUUUUGUCCUCGAACAUGAUUUCUCAGCUUAUAAUAAAUUUGGUAUGUGACGACAUGAGCAGACUGUUGACUAUGUAGUGAGCUGAAAGUGUCUCUAAGACUGUUAUUUAGCAUGGUUUGUGCUUCAUUAUUGUGUAGAUCAUUAGUCUAUGUUGCUUUUGUAAUGUCUCAU